Messenger RNA from Nerophis lumbriciformis (worm pipefish), 1653 nucleotides. Lineage: Eukaryota; Metazoa; Chordata; Actinopteri; Syngnathiformes; Syngnathidae. The record is from RefSeq and is a predicted model, not a curated record.
ACAAUGCUGGGUUCCAUGACCAGCAAGGAGCUGGAUCUUUCCAAGCUCACAGAUGAUGAGGCCAGUCACGUGUGGCGUGUUGUUCAGCGAGAUUUUCACUUGAGGAAGCAAGAGGAAGAUAGGCUUGGAGAGCUCAAGACCAAGAUUGAGCGAGAAGACUGUAAGAGAGAGAUGCUGGGUCAUUGGACAAAUUUGACCGCAUCUCAUUGCAUUCGCUGUCUUAAAGCAUUCAAGUUCUUGGUCAACAGCAAGCGUCAGUGUCUGGACUGUCAGCUGUACAUAUGCGGUUCCUGCAGCCGUUACAACAAAAAGGAUCACGGAUGGGUGUGUGAUCCUUGUCACAUGGCCAGGGUCCUCAAGAUUGGCACCUUAGAAUGGUACCACGAGAAUGUGCAGGCACGCUUUAAGCGUUUCGGCAGUGCCAAGGUUAUGCGAUCGCUCUACAAAAGACUCAGUGGAAAGCACAUGCACUCUUCUGACGAUGAUGAUGAUGCAAGCCUUCACAAAUACACCACACACAGCAACCCUGAAGUCCACACCCUUGGAUUUGAAGACAGUUGUAUGGAUGCCAGUGAUUCGCAAUGCUAUAAUCAGAUGAAAAAAAACAAAAGGCGUCUAACAGUUGACCCUAUUGAUUUUGGCCUGGAUCGCCACUAUGUUGCCCAAUCGAGGAGAUACUCUCACCAGAUUCAGAGUUCUGAUCACAUCAUGAUGAAUAGUGGCGUAAGGGAGUCUGACAUGGCUUCAAUCUUUCAUCCAUUUUUGAAAGAGCAACGCAAAGGCCUGGAUGUUGGGUCUCAACAUGGCUGGUCUCUUCAGCAAGGUGACUUUGUGUACUCGGACAAUCGAACCGUUCCAUCUCGCUGCAUGUCCCAGCUCAGCUACUCUUCUUGUGGCAGCGGGAGUGCAGGGGGGCCCCGGGGAGGUGGCAGCAGCUACUUUCUGUGUCCUAAUGAUGAUGACUCAGAUGACGACGAUGUCAUCAGCCAAGCCUACCCAGUUUACCAGUCUCAUUUGGGACCCAGUGACAAUGUUUCCCAGGAAAGCCUAAACUACCCCAACCAGCCACCACAGAUCACUGAUCUGAACAGACGAAUGUCAGUCGUCGAAAACCUUUUAAGCCGCCUGCAGGUCACUUUGACCUCUGACCCGGACAUUGAUGCUCCUCAAGUUCAAGAGGGUGCCUCUCCUCUUUUGGGGUGGGAGGAUGUUGACAUUGAAGAGCAUCAACUCAGACAAAAGCUAAUCGCAAUGGCGGGUGACAUAAGCGACCACAGCUUGAGUUCUGACGAGGAGGACUCCAACCCAUCACUCUCCUUCCAUGAAAUCUCGACAGCAACAGUGAGCAGUCGAGAAGCAGACAAAAAGUCUAAUGGAGAACAUUCCCGGCCCACUUCCUCACAAAAGACAGGCCAUUCAACUGAAAGCCUGGAGAAUAAGUGGCACAGCACAGAAGAAGGCUCAAAGUCAAGCUUCAAAGGUUCAACAGCAUUACUGUUUGAGCUGCAGGACAAAAUAGCCCAAGCCACUGCUGUUGUACAGAACACCCAAACCCAGGUGUCAUACAUUGAGAAUAAGAUUGCUGCUCUUAACCCUGGGGGCGUGCCAAUGGAGAAAGGACAAAAGAAAUCGGCAAUGAAACUGGACCUAUGA